Annulohypoxylon truncatum is the source of this 2353-nucleotide messenger RNA. RefSeq names its product PAP2-domain-containing protein. NCBI's taxonomy places the organism in Eukaryota, Fungi, Ascomycota, Sordariomycetes, Xylariales, Hypoxylaceae. The record is from RefSeq and is a predicted model, not a curated record. The transcript is spliced from 4 exons. Gene Ontology annotation, cellular component: endoplasmic reticulum membrane. Gene Ontology annotation, molecular function: sphingosine-1-phosphate phosphatase activity. The coding region runs from base 216 to 1955 and encodes 579 amino acids.
UUUACCUCGAUAACCUCGAUAUCGAUCACGGACAGAUAUCGAUAGACAGCCAUCAACUCAACAAGUGCCGGUUUUCGAUGCGCCGUCGUCCACGCCGUAUACAAUUUUCGACUCUCGCUUCGAACAAUUGACCCGACCGAGACUGGAACGUCGCAAACUUCGUCCCGUACGUUCAUGCAGCUGUCCAGAUCCAGGAGGAGAAACCCUAGGAUCCGAUGAAUACCAGCCACUCCCACGCCAAUGGCGUAGCGGGGCCCGCGAAAGUGAAGGUCGAGGAAGAGAAAGAGCCUGUGAUCGACGCUGGCCUGCGCAGCUUGGAUCAUUACAAGCGCGCCCUUCCAAAAUGGCGGUACGACUUGCGACAGCGAGCCCUUCCCCUCGUCAGAUGGGAAACCCCGUAUCUGGCCUGGUUACAGGCCGUCUUGCGCUCGCCCGCGCUCGAUAGCUACUUCGCCAUCACCGCCAACCUCGGGACGCAUACCUUCUUCAUGAUCGGGUUACCUAUCAUGUUCUGGUGCGGAAACGGUUCUUUUGGAAAAGGAAUCGUACAUAUUCUCGCGACAGGCGUCUUCUUCACCGGCUUCGUCAAGGACUUCUUCUCUCUACCGCGCCCUCUAUCACCACCUCUUCACCGUAUCACCAUGUCCGGCUCUGCGGCGCUCGAGUAUGGUUUCCCAUCGACCCACUCUGCUAAUGCUGUCUCAGUCGCCGUCUACGGUAUCUUGUGUCUAAGAUACCAAGACAACCCGUUCCAACCCAGCACUAAAUCCGCCCUUGAAGCGCUGGCUUACUUCUACGCAAUCAGCAUCAUCUUCGGCCGUCUAUACUGUGGUAUGCAUGGCUUCAUUGACGUCAUAGUCGGCUCCAUCAUGGGCGCCGUCUUGUCCCUCAUCGAAUUCUACUACGGUGCCGCUUUCGACGCUUAUCUCCAGGUCAACGGUUGGACCAGCUUGUGUGCCUUAUUGUUGAUCAUUAUCAUCCUGAUCAGAGUCCACCCCGAACCCGCGGACGACUGCCCGUGCUUCGACGACAGCGUCGCGUUCGCAGGCGUCAUGAUGGGCCUCGAGAUCGGGACGUGGCGCUUCGGACGCUCGUCCUUCGCCGACAUCCCGUUCGACCUGUACGCGCUAGGGUGGCUCGUCGUGAUCUCGCGCAUCCUGUUCGGCGUGCUGGUCAUCUUCGCGUGGCGCGAGGUGGCCAAGCCGUCGCUCCUGCGCGGCCUCCCGCACCUGUUCCGGCUGAUGGAGAACAGCAGCCUGGACCUGCCGCGCCGCUUCUUCGUCCCGGCCUCCGAGUACAAGAACAUCCCGCUCAAGCUGCGCAUCGACAACGUCAUGCCCAACGUGAGCGACCUUCCGGGGCUCAUCACCGCCGUCCGGCACCCCGGCCGCGGUAGGAGCGUGAGCGUGGGACCGCAGAGCGCGGCGGAUGCGUACGAGACGCUGGCGUAUAGGGAGAGGCGGAGGAGGGAGAGCGUUGAUGACGGGAAUGGUGGGUUGAGGAGUAGGGGCAGCGUGCAGGAUAUUCGGCAGCAGAGCUUAGGACAGCAGCAGCAACAGCAACAGCAACAAUUACAGCCGUCGCAUCAGCAGCAGCUACGCGACGAGAGCAUAGCCGUCAGCAGCAGUAAUAGCAGCAGCAGGCAGCGCCCGGCCGACUUCGAGAAGAUGAUGGGAGAGGGCACGGUGGUCGUCUCGCCGGUCGAGAUCACGCUCGGAGAUAAGGGCGAGGCCGCGGCCGCGGACGAGGAGCCUGAUGUGUAUGUCGGCCAGCAGGAUGAGUUGGGCGAGCAUGAGGUGUUUUCUAAGCUGGUUAAGCCUAGGGUUAGGUAUGAUGUUGAGGUUGUUACGAAACUUGUUGUUUAUGCCGGAAUCGGCUGGCUUGCCGUCGAAGUCAUACCCGUACUAUACGAAGUUAUCCCCGGCCUAGGCGCCGGACACCUGCGGGUGGCGUGAGACUUGACUAGGUACUUAACUUAAAUAGGGCUAGGGAUAAUGGGGUUCGAUCGAAGGCAGCGAGUUGGUAAUGGAAUGCAUCGGAUUGCGGCUGUACAUCACGCACGUGGCACGCGUCGUCCUGUCUUUCCCGUUCACGAGACACACGAGCGCGGACCUUGCGACUUAUAAUACAUCGACCGGCGUUAGGGGGUUGAUCGCGUCUUGGAUGGAUUGUCUUGUCUUGUUCUGUGUCUUUCGGCUUCACAAUCUAACCUAGGGACGGGUUUGGCGGCUUGGAUGAUCCCCGCUUUAAAGAAAGAGUGUUUCUUGUAUAUAUAUAUUAUUUUUUGAGAUGGUGGUGUUGGUAGAUAAUAUCACCCUUUUUUACCCAGUGCUAUGCUGUUCUAUGGGGUUGU